Messenger RNA from Condylostylus longicornis, 2419 nucleotides. RefSeq names its product augmin complex subunit dgt5 (gene dgt5). The record is from RefSeq and is a predicted model, not a curated record. The transcript is spliced from 7 exons. NCBI's taxonomy places the organism in Eukaryota, Metazoa, Arthropoda, Insecta, Diptera, Dolichopodidae. Bases 109 to 2133 code for a protein of 674 amino acids.
UUACCAAAACAAAAAAAACUAAGUUAGCUUAAAAAACCGAAAAAAAUCUGUACAGUAGCGAUUAAAACAUAUAUUAAUAAAACCCAUAAUAAAUCUUUUGAUGUUACAAUGCCAAUUGAGACUGAUAUUAGUACAUUUAAAAUGUGGGCCAGUAAAAUGGGAUGCCCAAUUAAUUGCGUACCUACAGAUGAAGCAUUAAAAUCAUUAUUUCGAUCACGUCAAAGCUCUUUGCUAUUUAACAUUAUGGAAAGAGUUCGUCCAAAGGAUGAAGUCGAAGAAAUUCGGAAGAAUAUUUUAUUAUCCAGAAUGAAAAAAGUUUCUGGUAAAACAUUAGAGAAAUAUGAACGUGGUUUUGGUCCAAGAGAGUAUCAAAGAUACUGCGAAAUUCAAGAUUUAGAGAGCGAAAAACAUUCUGUUGAACAAAAAAUAAAAGAAGCACAAGAAAAGUGUAAUAUGGAUUUAUUGAAAUCUAAAAUUAUACAAAAGGAGAAGUUAACAUCUACUCUAAAAGAUUUAGAGGUAAGAUGUAAUAUUCUGGAAUUAAAAUCUGAAGAUUUGGAUGAAAAAAUUGCUGCAGAAGAAAAAUUAAAAGAAAAAAUAAUGAAAUUGAUUCCAGCCAAGUUAACAUCACUUAAUAUGAAUGAAGAAAAUGCUUUAAAAGCAAUCACAGAAGCCUUAAAUCAACUUGAUGAAUUUUAUAAUAUAUGUUUAACAAGCUCAGAUUCUCAUUACAUUGAGGAAGCUAAGGAGAAAUUGUGGUCAAAAUUAAGAAAUAUAUUUUUAAAAAUUCCAAAUUCGUCAUUGUGGAAUGUAUUAAUGCGAAUGAAAGAAGAAGAACUACAAAAAAUAAAAGAUUUAAAUAAUAUUACUAAUAAUAAAGAUAAUGAAAAAUUUAAAGACUGUGAUGAUAUUAGUGAUUUUGAUUUACAGAUAAUAAAAGCAAAAUCUUCUGUUUUGAAUUUAGUUGGAAAUUUUCUAUCAAUUAAAAGAGAAGAAAACCAUUGGAAUGAUAAGUUCACCUCAAAUUAUGAUAAAUUUUGUAAUGAAAUUAAAUUUAAAAUAAGUGCUUUUGGUGCAGAAGAUUUAGAUGAUGAAGAUGAAGUUUUGUCAGAUUAUCUUGUACAAUAUAACACAUAUAGUUAUAAUAAAGGGCAAAAAAAUUUUUUAAUAAGUGAAAUUGAACGUUGCAAAAAAUUAGUUGAAGAAAAUAAUAGAGCUUUGGAAGAUCAUGAACUACUUCUUGGAUCCUUAAAACAAAUGUAUGCAGAAAUUGAAGCAAAUGUGAAGCGUACGCAAAAUAAUGUGGGACAAUUGAAUGAAGUUAAAGAUAAAAUACAAUAUUCAAAAAUUUUGUUACAACAUUUGAUUACUGAUAUUCAAUCAAAUCGCAAUCAGAUAGCAAAUAAAGUAAAAAUGAAUUUAUCGGGAGAAAAUUCUACUCUGAAUAUAACAAUGUCAACUGAUAGGUUAAAGCUGACACCCCCAGGCCCUGGUUUAUGUAGCACAAAAUUAGAUAUGGACGUUACUAAUUCGACCUUUGUUGGAUUUAAUACGACAUUUAGAGGAAAUACUUCAAUGAUGAUUAAUCAGAAUCACGGCUUAACAACCCUUCCCCAAUAUACCAACGAAUUAGUUUUGUUUAAGGAUAUACCUAUAAAAAAAUUUAAAACUGUUCCAAAAGAAUGUCAAUUUACUAUAUUGAAGGACUCGCUAUUAAAUGAGUUACCAGAUCCCACAUCUUUAUUGCAACAUUGCUCAAUGUUUUUAUUAAGACCAGAAACUGUUUUAUUAAAAUUUAAAGAAAAGCUUGAAUGGUAUGAUAAAUUGCAAUCUGUUGAUACUGAUAUUCAAAUGGAUUUUAAUUUACCGGAGAUUAAUGAAGAAAAUAUAAAGAGCAAAUUAAAAGAACAAAAUGAGGAAGUUAUGCAACUGAUAGAUGAAAUUAAGGAAAUUGGCAUUAACUCUGAAAGAUUAUUGGCAAAAUCAAAGAGAUAUUAUGAUUUUCUAAAAGAAAAUCCCUUAAAACAAUUUAUCCCAGCUUCUAAAUUAGUGAACAAUCAAACCUAUGCAGAUUAUGAUGCUGAAUACAACAUGUACUAUAGAAUGAUCAGCUCUUCGAAAAAUAGUCAUUAAAUGUUUUUGAAUGUGUAACUAUUUUUAUUUGCGGUAAGUUAAGAAAAGAGUUAUUUCGAAAGUUAUGAUAGUAAUUCCGUUUAAGCUUAGGAUUAAAAAAAAAAUUGUAUUUUGGAUUUGUAAUAGCUUUGAAAAAUAUAUUUUUUAAAUAAUUUAUUAUUUGUACACGUCUAUAAAAUAUGGACUAGAUUUACAUUGCGUUUGUUUGUCCCACAAAAUAUUUGAAAAAAUUGCAAAAUAAAAUUUUCAAAGUCCAUUCUAGAAUGUUUAGCUUUGCAAGAACACA